CCAAUAGCCACCACAAUCUCCAUAACUAUUCUCUCUCUAUCAGUUUCUCUGUAUACUUAGAGUAGAAAAUCGCAGGCCUAUAGUUGUACUAGUUUCGCCUUUUUGCGUUCUGAAUCACUGCAAAGUGUGCAAGGUUUCGGCUAUCGCAUCAACAACAGUCAACAGCAACUACUUUUUUUUUUUGUUUUGUUUUCGGUUUUCCCAAUUGUUAUGGUCUAUGGACCACUAGUACUGCAAAAAGUUGUUUUCUGUGAAAGCAAUUUCUGGAAGGAAAAUCAAGUAUAGUGUGUUUGUUGUACAGCAGUACUGUUACAGUUACUAGUAACAAACCACUGUAUAACAUAGAAAGCGUGAAAAUUAGCCAAAAAAAAUGCUUGAAACGGUGAAGUACCUGCUUGGUUCCGCCGGAGCUAGCGGUUACGGUUCAAAAUCCACUGCCGAGAACGUCACCGAACAGUCUCCUGAUCUUCGGUCGGUCACCGCUAUUAUCACUGGUGCGACGUCAGGAAUUGGAGCGGAGACGGCGAGAGUUCUGGCGAAACGUGGUGUUAAGCUGAUUUUACCGGCGCGUAGCGUAAAAGCGGCGGAGGAAACAAAAGCUCGAAUCCUAUCUGAAGUGCCAGAGGCGGAGAUUAUCGUUAUGGCUCUCGAUCUUAGCUCUCUGAGUUCCGUACGGAAGUUUGUAGCUGAAUUUGAAUAUCUGAAUUUUCCUCUCAAUCUUCUCAUAAACAACGCCGGAAAAUUCGCUCACCAGCAUGCCAUUUCUGAGGAUGGAAUUGAGAUGACUUUUGCUACUAAUCACUUAGGCCAUUUCCUUUUGACAAAGCUUUUACUGAAGAAGAUGAUCGAGACGUCUAAUAAAACGGGCGUUCAAGGAAGAAUAGUGAAUGUAUCAUCAAGCAUCCAUGGCUGGUUUUCCGGCGACUCGAUUCAGUACCUCCGACUGAUCACUAAAGACAAAAGUCAAUACGAUGCGACACGUGCAUAUGCUCUCUCGAAGCUGGCCAAUGUUUUGCACACCAAGGAGCUGGCUCGGAUAUUGAAAAAAAUGGGGGCAAAUGUGACAGUCAAUUGUGUUCAUCCUGGAAUUGUAAGAACUAGACUCACUAGAGAACGAGAAGGCCUCGUCACUGAUCUGGUAUUCUUUUUGACCUCAAAACUCUUGAAGACUAUUCCCCAGGCAGCUGCAACAACUUGCUAUGUUGCUACUCACCCUAGACUUGCAAAUGUGAGUGGAAAAUAUUUUGCAGACUGUAAUGAAGUUUGUUCUUCAAAGUUGGGUUCCAAUUCAACAGAAGCAGCACGCAUAUGGUCAGCUUCAGAGAUUAUGGUUGCUAAAAAUUCAAAUGCAAAUUUAGAUCCAUUGGACGCUCAAAGCGACUAGUUCCUUUCCUGCGGAGGAGUUAAAACAGACUAUGACGGUUAUAAACAGAAAAUACCCUCUACUAAUUAGUACUUAUAUGGUGUAGGACUUUUGGUAUAAUGAGAGAGAUAUAAGUAAGAUCUUGUAUAAAGAAAAAAGUUUUUGCAGCAACAUAUACAAUAUAUAUAUAUAUACACAAACCUAGCUAGCUAGGAGUAUGUUCAU
Molecule: messenger RNA, 1588 nt
Organism: Solanum stenotomum
Lineage: Eukaryota; Viridiplantae; Streptophyta; Magnoliopsida; Solanales; Solanaceae
Product: short-chain dehydrogenase TIC 32 A, chloroplastic-like
Exons: 8
Coding region: 371-1384 (337 amino acids)
Source: RefSeq, a predicted model, not a curated record